CAAGGCAAGAUGGCGGCGCCCAUGGAAGUGGUGGUGUGUACAGACUCCGCGGCACAGUUAUGGAGCUGCGUGGUGUGGGAGCUUCAUUCGGGCGCCAACCUGCUCACCUAUCGAGGCGGCCAAGCGGGGCCGCGAGGCUUGGCGCUACUCAAUGGCGAGUACCUGCUAGCAGCGCAGCAGGGCAAGAACUACAUCUGUGCUUGGGAGCUGCAGCGCAAGGACCAGCUCCAACAGAAAAUCAUGUGUCCUGGGCCCGUCACCUGUCUGACUACAGCACCUAACGGCUUGUAUGUCCUGGCAGGAAUUGCAGAGAGCAUCUACCUGUGGGAGGUCUCCACAGGGAACCUCCUGGUCAUCCUCAGCCGUCACUACCAGGAUGUGUCAUGCCUGAAGUUUACAGGUGAUGGUAGCCAUUUUGUCUCCACGGGCAAGGACUGCCUGGUGCUGGCCUGGAGCCUCUGCAGUGUGCUACAGGCAGACCCAUCCAGGAUCCUUGCUCCGAGACAUGUCUGGUCCCAGCACACGCUCCCAGUCACAGACCUGCACUGCGGCUUUGGGGGCCCCAUGGCCCGGGUGGCCACCGCUUCACUGGACCAGACCAUAAAGCUCUGGGCCAUCUCCUCGGGAGACCUGCUACUGUCUGUCUUGUUUGACAUGGGCAUCAUGUCUGUGACCAUGGACCUGGCCGAGCACCACAUAUUCUGUGGAGGAAGCGAUGGCUCAAUCUUCCAGGUGGACCUGUGCAGCUGGCCCGGACUGAGGGAGCACAGCUUCCAGCCCGAGCAGAACACAGGGAAGGUCUUCAAAGGACACAGGAACCAAGUGACAUGCCUGUCGGUGUCAACAGAUGGCAGCGUUCUGCUCUCAGGCUCCCAUGACGAGUCUGUGCGGCUGUGGGAUGUGAAGAGCAAGCAGUGCUUGCGCACAGUUGCCCUCAAAGGCCCAGUGACCAAUGCAGCGAUCAUGCUAGCCCCAGCCAGCAUGCUGAACCCUGAAUUCAGACCCAGCCUGCCCCUGCCCCACUUCAACAAGCACCUGCUGGGUGCUGAGCAUGGAGAUGAAGCCCAGGGUGGGGGCUUGCGCCUGCAGCUUGGGCUCCACCUGCAGGGCAAAGACCCUAGCUACCUGGAGCGUCUGGAGCAGCUGCAGGCAGUGUUGUCCGGCUAUCUGGAGAAGAACAUGCUAGGCAGCCAGAUGCUGCCAGCUCGUGUGUUUGAGCUGGAGGAGGAGGUGCGUAGCCUGCGCAAGAUCAACCGGGACCUGUUUGACUUCUCCACGCGCAUUAUCACGCGGCCCUCUAAGUGAUGCGGGCUGGGCAGCUGCCACACAAACACUUGCCGUGGGGCUGGGAUUAGUGUUUUAACAAAGGAUGGACUGAAAAUCAU
Molecule: messenger RNA, 1385 nt
Organism: Grammomys surdaster
Lineage: Eukaryota; Metazoa; Chordata; Mammalia; Rodentia; Muridae
Gene: Wdr18
Product: WD repeat domain 18
Exons: 10
Coding region: 10-1305 (431 amino acids)
Biological process (GO): rRNA processing; DNA-templated DNA replication
Cellular component (GO): nuclear pre-replicative complex
Molecular function (GO): protein binding
Source: RefSeq, a predicted model, not a curated record